AAAAAAUUAAAUACCAAAUAAACUUUUCUUUGUUUUGCUAUCCUUUAAGAGAGAUUCCUAAUUAAAAAAAUAUAAAAAAAGUAGGAAAUGAUCAGAAUUAAUAGCUCCCAAAAUCCGUUCCUCAUAUUCAUUCCAAAUUCUAUUAUAAAAGAUCGCGUUAAGUCAAUCAUGUUCCGAUAAUGGGUAACGCCCGAAAUUUUUUGAACUUUAUUAUAAAAUGCAUGAUUCAUAAUAUAUUACCUUUGAUCAUAAUUAUCUAUAUUGUGAAAAAUGUUACCUCACACUCUCUAUUCACCUACGCACAUUUACGAAGAAUGAAAAGAUCUCACAUAAUGUUAUCUAAUGAUUCUCGCAAAUACAAUGGAUUUGAAGGAAAUUGUUCUUGGCAUUUAGAUUCACAAAAUACGACCACACGAAUUUGUCAACACUUUUCGAAUCCUUCGAACAAUGCACCAGAAAAAUUUCAGGUAUUUGACCUUUACGAUGUUAAUGGUAUAAUUCCCGACAUAUUACGAAAUUCAAAUAUUUAUAAAACGAAAUCACAAAAAACAACCAUAUAUCCUCAUUCAGAAAACUAUUUCACCAUCAACAAUAUAGAAAAUAAUUCAGAUGAACAAUAUUCUACAAUAGCGUCCGAUUUAGAAUCACUUUUGUAUGUAGAUAAAAAUGAAAACAAAACCAGAAUUUUAGUCUCUGAAAAUGUCAAUGAAGACAAAUCCAACAAGGAAAGAGAAGCAGAAGCGGGUAAAGAAGGCGUUAAAAGAAUAUUCCACAAUUCGGCCUUCCCUGGGUCUGUCAGACAAUACAGAUUACAUAUGAUAAAGGCCUGCUUUUUGGUAAUAGUUAUGAUCGUAAUAUCCAUGUCGGCAUGUAGACUCAUUAUAAGGGUCUUUAGUAGGUAUGUAUACGAUGAUAAAGAUGACAGAGCCUAGGGGAAAUUAAUUCGAAGAUAUAAAAUUGUAUAUAAAGAUUAUUUUUUCAAUAAAAUUAUAUUUUAAUAAAGUGCACAUGAUA
Gordionus sp. m RMFG-2023 is the source of this 1014-nucleotide messenger RNA. RefSeq lists its product as uncharacterized. The coding region runs from base 180 to 932 and encodes 250 amino acids. The record is from RefSeq and is a predicted model, not a curated record. The transcript has 2 exons. NCBI's taxonomy places the organism in Eukaryota, Metazoa, Nematomorpha, Gordioida, Chordodea, Parachordodidae.